Rhizophagus irregularis DAOM 181602=DAOM 197198 is the source of this 2903-nucleotide messenger RNA. The record is from RefSeq and is a predicted model, not a curated record. Lineage: Eukaryota; Fungi; Glomeromycota; Glomeromycetes; Glomerales; Glomeraceae.
UCUCAAUUCACAAAAAAGAAAUUAAAAAAUAAUUUUUUUUUAUUAUCAUAUUCUCUUCGCUAAUUUUAUAUGUCAAAAGAAACUUUUCAAAUUGCAAAAAGACCAGGUUUCGGUAAUAAAGGAGUACCGAUAAGAGUUCGGACAAACUUCUUUGAAGUUACUAAGAUACCGGACAUGAAAAUUAUACAUUAUUAUGUAACGAUAUUCCCUAAGGUCUCUCUGCGAUUAAAUAGGAAAGUAUUUAACCAUUUUUCAGAGGAAAACCAAAGAGUCCUUGGAGGCGUAAAACCAGUAUUUGAUGGAACAAGAAAUAUGUUUACACACAAGUCAUUACCAUUUCAAGACAGUAGUUUUGACGUAAAAUACGUAGAAUUAGAAGAGGACAACGCGCCCAUGGGUAGUAAACGUCCAUUUCGAAGAUUUACAAUUAGGAUAAGAAAAACUAGAGAUAUUUUUAUGGAUGACCUAUUCCGAUUUUUACACGCAAAAGGCAAUAUGACCUGGAAUUGCAAAAGGGCAAUAACGGCAAUGGGCACCAUUAUCAGUCACGAGAUUUCUAUAAACCAUCCUACUAUACGUAAUUUAUUUUAUACUUCGCAGGGAGCUAGACCCCUCUUUGGGGGUAUAGAGGCUUGGCCAGGGUAUUACCAAUUAGUACGUCCUACAAGGGGCAAAAUGAUGAUAAACAUAGAUUCAAGUGCUACCACUUUCUAUGAAGGUGGUCCACUUAUUCAGAUGAUUGCAAAAAUAUUGCGUCUUAGAUCUCCAGAUGAUCUACGUAGAGGACUAUCAGAAAGGGACCAUCAAAAAAUUGAAAAAAUAAUAAAAAAUCUUAGGAUAAGUGAUAAUCAUAUACCAGAAAAUAGACGAAAAUUUAAGAUUGAAAAAUUAACUCAAAGUUCAGCUUCAAAUACUAUGUUUAAUAGAAAUAAGAUCAAUGUGACAACCUAUUUUCAAAAAGAAUACAAUAGACGUUUAUUAUACCCAUUUCUUCCUUGCGUUGUUGUAGGGAAAAAUUAUUAUCUUCCGAUAGAAGUUUGUGACGUAAUUCCGGGGCAACGAUACAUACAGAAAUUGAAUGAAAUACAAACAGCUGAAAUGUAUAAAUUUACUUGUCAACCUCCAAGCACUCGGGCAAAUAAGAUCCAGGCUGGUCUCAAUAUAUUAGAUUAUCGAAAUAAUGAAUACCUUAAACAAUUCGGGAUGGCAGUAUCAAACAAUAUGACUGUGGUAAACGCUAGGAUUCUCCCCACUCCAACAAUUCAGUACCAUCCAACAUCAAGGGAGAAUCGUAUUGAACCAAAACACGGAGUAUGGGAUUUAAAAAAUAAAAGAGUAGCAACAGGUGCUACCCUCGGUUCAUGGUCAGUUUUAGCCUUUUCAAAUGAAAGAGAAUUACCUAAUCAAGCUAUUAAACAUUUCCUGAGAGAAUUAAUUACUACAUGUAAUGAUAUGGGAAUGAAUAUCGUAAUGAGGGAUCCUCCUAUAUGUCACGUUGAUCCUUCAGAAAAUACUGAGGAAUCACUAAAAAAAGCCUGGUUUAUGGCUAAAGAAAAGGCGAGGGUUAAACCACAGCUUAUUCUUUGUAUUCUCCGAUAUAAAUCAGCUUUAUAUGCCGAAAUUAAACGUGUUAGUGAUACAGUUAUUGGUAUCGCAACACAGUGUAUCCUAAGUAAUAAUAUUUUUAGAGGGAAAAGACAAUAUUAUGCGAACGUUUGCCUAAAGAUGAACGUUAAACUUGGAGGAGAGAAUUCAUUCCUUAUUCCUGAACAUAUUAAAUUUGUGGCAGAUCAACCUACUAUUUUGAUGGGCGCUGACAUUACUAAUUCUUCACUUGGUGAUUACAAAAGUCUAUCUUACGCUGCCUUAUGUGGUUCUAUGAAUGCUAGGGCGUCACAUUAUAUAGCGUCACUUAGAGUUCAAACCGGUCAUGCCGAAAUAAUAGUAGAUUUAGAAAAUAUGGUUAAAGAAUUGUUAAGAACAUUUUAUCAAACUCAUAGGUUAAAACCUAAAAAAAUUUUAUUUUACCGAGACGGAGUUUCAAAGAGUCGAUAUAUAGAUGUGUUAGAGAGUGAACUAACCGCAAUUAAAGACGCGUGUCAUAGUCUUGAGGCUAAUUAUAAGCCCACUAUCACGUUUGUUUUGGUAAAGAAGAGACGCCACACACGUUUUUUCCCAAUAGAUAGACAAAAUUAUGAUAGAACAGGAAAUUGUCCUCCUGGUACCGUUAUCGAAACAGACAUUACACAUCCGUUUGAAUUUGAUUUUUAUUUAUUAAGUCAUGCUGGAAUAAUGGGGACGUCUCGUCCAACUCACUAUCAAGUUUUAUAUGACGAAAACGAAUUUGAUGCAAAUAGGUUACAAACGUUAACUUAUAAUCUCUGUCAUACUUAUGCGCGUUGUACGCGUUCAGUAUCUUUGGUACCUCCGGUAUAUUACGCCAACUUAGCUGCCACCAGGGCAAAACUAUACUCAUCCUAUGACUCUGAUACGGGAAAAACCACGUUUGAAGCGGUAAAGGAAGCGCUACGAAAGGUUAUGUACUUUAUAUAAAAACACCAUUUUUGUAAAAUAAAGUUAUCAGAAAUGAAAUUUUUACCUUACUUUAUUUUAUAAAAAAUAUAAAAAAUAUGUAAUCAUAUUUAAUCCAAAAAAUAUAUUUUAAAUUUUAAAUUUUAUCUAUUGGUUUAUUUCGGGUUAAAAAUAUUUGUAAAUGGUAUUUAAACUAAAAAAAAAAAAAAAAAAAAUUUUUUUGUACUGUGUUUAUAUCAGAGAUUGGCUUUAUAAAAUAUAAUUGCCAAAUUGUUACAAUAGUGUUGUGUUAAUAGGUAGAUUUAAAACUUUAUUUUAUUUCUAUGUAUUUUUUAAAUGUGUUUUAAAGUACUAAAACGAUUAAUAAAGAA